Messenger RNA from Branchiostoma floridae (Florida lancelet), 5382 nucleotides. Its product is annotated as serine-rich adhesin for platelets-like. The transcript is spliced from 8 exons. Lineage: Eukaryota; Metazoa; Chordata; Leptocardii; Amphioxiformes; Branchiostomatidae. The coding region runs from base 148 to 5382 and encodes 1744 amino acids. The record is from RefSeq and is a predicted model, not a curated record.
CAGACACACCCAUUUACAACUUGUAACCGUCCAGAUUUAAACUGGCGGCCACGUUUGAAAAUCUCCAGUUGCCGAGUGUUGCCCUGUUAUCUUUGUUUGGAUGGUUUGAAUCCGCCUUUUUGUGAAAGUGUUGCAGACAGUGUCACAAUGGCUCACAACUUGUCCUUUGAUCUUGAAGAGAAGAGGCGAGGGGUCACCGCCCGAAUGAAGGCGGCGAUGGAAAGCAUUAUUCAUAAGUACCAGAAUGUCGGUGAAGAAGAAGGUGACUUCUUCAUAAUGGACAGCUUGCAGCUAUGUGAUGACAAAGGUCAACUCAGACAUCAAGAGGUUGCACAUUUCGGCUUCCUACAAGCUGGUCUUCCAGAAGACUCUGCUACCUGCAGUGCCAAAGCUGAUGACAAGGAACUGGAGAGUGACACUGAACUUGAUGAUGAUGAUGAUGAUGAUGAUGAUGAAGACCAGCCAUCUGCUGUCAAGAUGCUGAGGGACUUUGGUAGUAGGAUGGAGCACUCCAUAUGUAGCAAGAUGAUAUGUGAGGAGGGUGAGGAUGGUAAAGUCCGCUGGAUACUUCAAGAUGAUGUGGAAGAGGACAUCCUGACGACUAUUGGUGACAGUGACAGUGACCGAGGAGACAUCAGUGGUGAGGACGAGUGGGCAGAAAGUGAUGAGGAGAAUGAUGAGGAGAAUGAUGAGGAGAGGAGGUCACCAGACCAGCAGAACGAACACAGUCUUGAAGACAGCAGAAGCUCAGCUGGUAUUGUGGAGAGUGAAGAAGAAGAAGAGUUAUCGGAUUCAAGUGGUAUAAGUUACAGGGACCCACUACAUUCUAACACAUCUACCAAUCACAUCAACCAAGAUCACAAAAGAGAUGACGGGUGUAAAGGGAGUACUUUGUUCUUCCACAAAAGUAGAGAGUCUAUGGAUAUACCCACAAACAGGUGCAAAGACAACAAAGGCCAUAAAAAGGGGCUUGACAGACCAACUAACAAUGCCAGCAAACAACACCACCAAAGAGACUAUAGCUAUAAAGAGAAAACUAUGGAAGUUGACAAAAGUAGAGAGUCCAUGGAUAUGCCCCCAAAUGAGAACAAAUACAAUAGGAGCCAUAGGAAGUUUACUGACAAGCAAAACAAACCAACUAACUUUCUUAAUGGCAGCAGAAAAUCAGCUGGUGUUGUGGAUAGUGAAGAUGAACUCUCAGAUUCAAGUGGUAUCAGUUAUGAAGAACCACACAUAUUUCACUCAACUAAUAAUGCCAGCAACAAAGGUCACAAAGGCGACGGUGGCCAUAAGAAGAAAUCUCUGUCGCUUCACGAAAGUAGAGAGUCUGUGGAUAUGCCUACAAAGAAGUGUAAGGACAAUGGGAGUUAUAGGAAGCUUACUGACAAACAAAAGAAACCAAGUAACAUUUCUACAAAUGGCAGUAGUAGGAAUGCUGGUGCUGCAGAAAGUGAGGAUGAACUCUCAGAUUCAAGUGGUAUCAGUUAUGAAGAAUCACACAAGUCUAGUACAUCUACAGAUGCCAACAGAAAAGAUUCCAAAAGAGACACUGUCUAUAAGAAGAAAUCUUUGUCAGUCCAUACAAGUAGAGAGGCUGUGGAUAUGCCUACAGAUAAGGGCAACAUUCCUACAAGAAGCAGUAGAAGUUCAGCUGGUGUUGUAGAAAGUGAGGAUGAACUCUUGGAUUCAAGUGGUAUCAGUUAUGAAGAACCAAACAAAUCUAAGAUGUCUACAUCAACUUAUACUAGCAGCAAGGAUCACAAAAGAGACAGUGGCUAUAAGAAGGAAUCUUUAUCAGUUCACAAAAGCAGAGAGCCUGUGGAUAUGCCUACAAACAAGUGCAAGGACAAUGGGAGUUAUAGGAAGAGUACUGGUAUUGAGAAACACAACAAAGAAAGUAACAUUUGUACCAGUGGCAGCAGAAGUUCAGUUGGUGUUGUGGAAAGUGAAGAUGACCUCUCAGAUGCAAGUGGUACUACUUCUGGUUAUAGAGAACCACAGAAGUCUCAUUCAAGUACUAAUGCCAGCAGCAAAUGUGUCAAAAGGGGCAAUGGCUUUAAAGAGAAAACUUUGCCAGUUGACAGAAGUGGGAAGUCUAUGGAAAUGCCUACAAACAAGUGCAAAGACAACUCAAGCCAUAGGAAACAUAUUGACAAAAACAAGACACCAAAGGAAGAUCAUCAGUUCUCACCAUUGUUCCCUGAUGAGGGCAGAAAGAAGACUCCAUCAAAAACUUCACAAAGUAGAGAUCAUCAUAAAGGCACAGACAUUACAUCUAAAAGACAUCCACCUUCUACACAAGUUGCUAAUAGAAGCAAGAUCAGGAACAGCACAUCAACUAAAGCACACACCCAUUCUGUCAAGAAGGAAGAGCUCAGUAACUCAGCAAAGAAACAACAAAGUCACAACAACGUGUGCAUGGUUGAAGAGUUUGAAGACAUGGAUUUUUCGUCCUCAUUGGAUAGUAAAAACAGGAAAAUCGAUCCAAGGGUAGAGCCAUCUUGCAGUACAAAUUCUGGCCAUGGUACUCCUGUUUCAAGGAAGUCAGAGAAACACAGGAAGAAAGCUGACAGGAAAUAUACUCACCAAGAUGUCAUAGAUCUGUUAGAAGAACCUGAGGAGAAGUCAGAGAUGGGGAAUGUUACACCACUACACCACAGGAGCUUCAGCAAAGCAGAAAACACAGACCAAGGUGUCAGUAGAAGAAAGUUCUUCAGUGUUCCAGCUAAAAGAAGAACAGCAGCCUUGACAUCAAGUAGGGACACUGACAUUAUCUCUGCUGGUAGCAAGAACGUGGACUUGUCCACACAUCAGGCCUUAUGUGACUUCUUGGGAGAACAGCCCAGUGACACAUUUCAAAGGACAAAGAAAAAAGUAAAGAACAAUCAUACUCCCAGUGCCUCUACAUCUCUUCAAGAUGAUGGUGGCCAGAGGAGCAAGAGGGAUGCAGCUCUAAGGAAGGGGCAAGAUCCUAAUAACCAUCUUGUGGGGUCCAGUUCUGAAGACAGUGGUGUAAGAGUGAUCACUACUGCAUCAACUUUGGGCCAGGUAGAGAAAAUUUCAUUCACAAAACCACCACCUAGAAAGGAAAGAGUAUUGGUCCAACCAUUUAAACAGCAGUUGCCAUGUCACCAAAAUGAAGGCUUUUCAGACAGCAGUAACCCAAGCUUCAACAGUCUGUCAGAUGAGUACCCACUGGAUCAGAAAGAAGCUAGGAGAAACACAGAAGCCUCAAGGAGUGUAAAAGAACAGCAAAAGACAAGGGAAGGUCGAGUCACCUAUGCUAAAAUGGAUGAAUAUUCAGGAGAAGAUUCUGACUUAGAUGAGUCUGGUUCAAGUGAAAGACAGUGCAAGGCCUCCAAAUUGUCCACCUUCAGUAAUCCUUCUACUGGCCCAUCAGCCAACAGGUCCACCCAGCCAAAAACAAGAGCAGUCCAAGAAAGUGAGGAAAGCAUGAUUAGUGAGGAGGCAUCGCAACUCAGCACUUCAGCACACAGUAUGGAAGAGACUUGUAGUUCUAAUGCUGACCACAGUAUUGAGAUGGAGCAUUCAGACCCUUCUCAAACUUUCAGUCCCCAGUAUUCUGAUGACAACAGUUUCGAGGAUGUUGAAGAGCAACUUCCCUCUGCAAAGCCAAAGAAUGCUUUCUUUAAUGCUCCUCUGACCAAUACACCAAUCUCAAAGUCACGGCCACAGCAUAGUCCUCUCACUCCCAUAUUGAAGACGCCAGGACAGAAGAGUGCAACACCUUGCAGGGAGAAGAAAAGUGUCUGCUUUUCUAAAGAUGUAGAAGAUCAGUUUAUACAGCUGGAUGCAAUUCAGUCGUGGAUACCUCGUAUGCAACCGCCAAUGGUCAACCUUCAUGAUGGCCGUGAACUUGAUCUCCCAUCUCCAGAGUGCCACCAGGAAGACCAAGAAAGCCUGGAAACUUCAGAAGAGAAUUUGGAGGAACCAGUAUCUUCUCUGCCUUCCUCUUCUAUACAUGAAGUGAGGUCUCACCCAAAGAGUCCUGCCGUUCAGACAUCCACUCCUAGAAGAGAUGCUGACAGACCAAGAUUCUCAACACCAAAAGGACGUAAGAUUGCACAGAAACCUGAAGUGCCCUCUCCCUCCACUCUCCAUCGAUUGGACAACAUGAAACUGGGGUCCCCUAUUCAAAAAGGUGCUUCCUCACAACAGGAUGUGCUGAAAGACCAGUACUCAGAGGAAAUGGAAGUGGACGAGUCACAAAAGUCCUCUACAGAUUGGACCAAACAGUCUGUCAGCAGAGAACAAAGAAAGAUGGACAACAAACUGACAGAGAGGAAGAGUGCUAGAGAAUCUCGAAUCUUGCAAGUUAACACCAGUAACUCCUCCUUCAGUGAUGUGGCAAUGUUCUCUCAGUCAUCUGAAUCAAGUGGAGAAAAGCAUGAUGAGACUGGAUCAAACAUCCUGACACCAAGACGCAGUGGGAGGUCAAACAGUACAACUGUUUUAAGAGCCCCCAAGACAGAUCCAAGACACAACAAGAGAGGCGGUGCAAACAGACCCUCAGAUGUUACAAGGAGGCUGAACAGAUCUGAGGUGCUAAAUGCACAAACAAGUAAGAUUGACAGAGAUGAGAGAGGAGCAUCUAAACAACUUGAAUGCUCAUAUCGUCUAAGACCAAGAAAAGUAGUCAAUUCUGAUGAGCAAGAAGUCAAAGACAGUCCAAGAAAAACAUCUUCCAGACAAAAUAGGAGGUACACCACAGCCAGAGAAAGACUAACAGAAAGGGCAGGACAAUCGUCUAGAAGUGUUGAGAAAAGAAAGGCUGACAACAAGUUUCCUCUGACUGCAUCUCAAGCAAAACAAGUAGGCAGACAGAGGAAAGACGUUGGGCAAUGGGGUCAGAGACGUUCGGCUUUUUCAUCUACCUCUGAGACUGAAACAACUAGUAGCACUAGUGCACAGCAGGUUUCAUCACCAGAGGUGGGGAGAAGAAUGGUCACCAGAAGCCAAAGUUCAUCAUCGGAGAUAGAUACAGAGGAGAAGAAGACUAGAGGUCAAAUGUUGCUAGAUUCCAAAGUAAAAAAGGUUACAAACCGUCGUGGCCAAUCAAAAACAGUAGGAGAGUCAUCUGGUUCUGCUGCCAAUCAAAAGAAGGGGCCAGGUAGGAGGAGAAUCAUCAGCUCUUCUGAUGAACAAGAAAACCUGGGAACUCCUAGGAAAGUGUCUGGCAGCCAACGAAUGAAAUACAGCCAAGGCAAAGGGAGACUGACAGAAGUGAGAAGUCAAAGGUCACCACAGAACUUUGAGGACAGGGAGGUCAGGAGGGAGUCUCCUAACCCAGUUACAGGAGAGCUGAGUGGAAGAGAAGGAGUACCCGUCGCCGGUGAGGAGUCCCCUUGUGACAUGCUGUAA